CCCCCACUCGACUUCUUUCUUUGAUAGUUGACAGUUUUGUCAGUCGCUUUAGUGCUUUUCUCAGAUCAGAAUGAAAAGUCUCAUAACUCUUAGUUCAACCUCCACAACAUUUAGUCAUUUGUGCUCAUCAUAGAAGCAAUUUCUCCUUCCUCUGAAGCAGUUACAAAUGUUUUUGGACAUGUUUCAGUUGAUUUCAUACAAUUCUCUGCUGUUUGAAACAUGAUCAUUUCCUGACGUGACAUCAGUCAAAAUGAACUAUACUCAUGGAUGCUGAACAGUCAUUCACAAUAAAACUAAUAGUCUUCAUUUUAUUGCUUGAGUCAUGACAUACAAAAUUGUUGAACUAGUUAUCAAAUUCUGUCAAGAAAAGUUUUUGCCUUUCUUUAUCAUUUUUUCCUGGAAAUGUCUCCUAAAUUGAACAGUUGCUCUCAGGUGAACCUUCACUCACAAGGAGGUGUGUGAAGUUUUAGUUGUAACUAAUGACAAGCCACCGUCACUCAGGGAUGAAUACCAUGAACCCUCACUUGGCUCACUUGUACAAACACUUCUCCUUCUAGGUAAACUCAAAACGCAGCUUUGAUCAUUUUCUACAGGAGCUGAAGCAUUAUUGCACAACGAUCAACGGCCUUAAGAGCAAGAAAUCUCUGAAAACUGACUGUUUUGGACAAGAACUACAAAGACUGAAGAUUAUUAUCAUUAUCGAGUACCCUGGCUUGAUGGAAGAUGUCCUCCAUGCUGAGGACUCACUGAAACACCUGGAGGAUCCGUCCUGCUCCUGAAGCUCAGUCUGCUUCCUGUCUGACGUGGAGGAGAUGAUCUUCAUCCUCGUGCUCGUCGGCCUCGCCUUCGCUGUCUGUGGGUCUGUUGUGAACACGACUCCGACCGUGUAUCAGGCGAAGGAGAACGAUAACAUCACCAUCAGAUGGGACAUCACCACCAAAACUGAAAUGUCUCACGUCACCCUGCUUUGUUUCUUCUCAUCAAAGCCUCUGAAGGUUUUGUAUAAAAUGUCUAACGCCGUUGAGGUCCCAGAGUCUCAGCAUCAGCAGUUUGCAGGACGGGUGCAGUGUGACCAAGACGCCCUCAGAGAAGGACGAGUCAGACUUCAUGUGUCCACAGUCACCGCUGAUGACUCGGGAAGUUACUGGUGUGAACUGGCUGCUAAUUAUGACCCGACCAUGGUAUGGACGCUCCGGGCCACUGAACAUUUUGUCUUGAAUGUGACCUCUGGCGGAGAGAGCGCCGACGACUUCCCCGACACACCGAAGCCUGCUGAAGAACAUUUUGUCUUGAAUGUGACCUCUGGCGGACAGAGCGCAGACGACUUCCCCGACACACCGAAGCCCGCUGAAGUUGCCGUUGAGAUGUCCAAACCUGCCAAACCAGAAGCAAAGCCAGCGAGCCGAGGAAGACCCGGCCUCUAUGCUGGACUGGCGGCGGCAGCAGCUGGACUGGCCGCCUGUUGCUGGACUUCACACCGCCUGAAGGGAAAGAGGAGGACCCAGGAGCGGUGUGCAGUGCCUCCUAUAUGAGAUGUUCUUCAGCGUCUGCUGCCCCCCUGCUGCUGUACACCUGAAAACAGAACUGCGUCUUCACUUGCAAUGAUGGACAGAAAUCAGCCGAGACUCGUGCUGGUUUUCUGCCUCACGGUGACCUGAUUCAGUGCUGUUAGAUCCUGUCUGAACAGACGUCAGCAGCUGUGAUCACUGUGGAGUUUUGGGUUGGAUCAGAGCAUCUUCUCAGUGACGGCUUGGACCAAACCUUCUCCUCACUCAUGUUAAACUGGAGGUCUUGGACCAGGACCUGCUGCUCGUGUUUGAGCUCACCUCUUGUUUUCUGUCCACUGUGGUGCUGCCUCAGACAUCAGAUGUACUGUAAUCCCAGAAAGAGGACUGUAGUGACGGUUACUGUCGGCGUUCAGAGCACAGACUGCUCGUCUAUCAUGAGUCCCGCUUCAGUGAAGAUGCUGUUAAAGUAUCGGCCAUCUUCAUUUUACAGAGAACUUCAUGUACAUUCAGAGGUAACUGUACUCAAUGCUGGAAGAAGUACUAGUUCUUGUUCUUAUUUUGCAUGCCCUUGUGUGUCCACCUUUUGAGCUGCUGGAACUGCAAAUUUCUCUUUGGAGAUGAAUAAAGUAUC
Chelmon rostratus (copperband butterflyfish) is the source of this 2139-nucleotide messenger RNA. RefSeq lists its product as uncharacterized. Bases 813 to 1532 code for a protein of 239 amino acids. The transcript is spliced from 6 exons. NCBI's taxonomy places the organism in Eukaryota, Metazoa, Chordata, Actinopteri, Chaetodontiformes, Chaetodontidae. The record is from RefSeq and is a predicted model, not a curated record.